Messenger RNA from Racocetra persica, 137 nucleotides. The record is from the annotation of a GenBank genome assembly. NCBI's taxonomy places the organism in Eukaryota, Fungi, Glomeromycota, Glomeromycetes, Diversisporales, Gigasporaceae.
CCGUAGAAUGGUCUAAUAUAUUGACACAAGAAUUGGAAAAUUUUUGGAAAGAUCUUGGAAUAUUAAAUUGUUCUAGUAAUGAAUGGUCACUUGAAACAGAUAUAAUGAAAUGGGCUCUUAGAUUUUGUGUGACAUGA